CUUCAACUUCUUUUGCUCACACAGGGAGGAAGAGGGUUCCCAUGGCAUGGCGCCAUUUGCAGCGGUGGCUUGAGGCCAACCCGGUCGUGAAGCGAAGCGCCAUCAUUGCAGCGAAAGGCGUUGUCGGCGCCUCUGCUGGCGCCGUGGGCUUGGCGUUGGGCCUCCGAGAGGCGAAGAGAACGCUGCAAUACGAAACCCCUGUUGAUGUGUGGAGGGAGGCCUCUUUGGAUGUCAGAAGCUCGGGGGCAUCAAGUUCUGCAGCUUCGGCUUUGGCAUCUGUUCGCAGUGUAUGUGCACGAAACCAAAUCCAGGAAGAAGACUUUUGGGCUGCAGCCAAAAGGCUAAGACCUGUGGAGCAGCAGCUGGAGGAACUUCAUGCUUUGGGAUUGCCGAAGGACAAGCUCCAUGCCAGAGAGGAUGAAUUGGCAGCAAAGUGGAAGGAGAAAGGCUACUUUGACCCCAAGCGUCUUGCGAUCGAUCGAGCUACUCUCUUCGGUCGUCGACUGACCAGUGAUGCACAAGGAGUUGACAUUGGAUUGCUGGUUCCACCAUAUUUGCCACUCCAUGGAAAGACUACAGUGACUACAGGCUCUGUCGAUGCUCCUGCUACAUCACCAGUGAGUUGGAGCCAGGACAUGCUGCAGCAAAGUGAGAAGGCUUUGGACACAUGGGGCUUCGUGCUACUGCGUGGCUUAUUGACUCCGGAGGACGUGCAGUCGCUUCGCUGUGCGUUGGGCCUCGAUUGCAAAGACAAGAGGGCUCCGCCACGCCGGGCAGCUGAAGUUGGCCUUUGGCAGCAACAGCAAGAUCCGAACGUCUCCAUGGGUCGCUACACCUAUGGCCGGCUUCAUCUCCUGCUUCGAGGAUCACCUCAGUACGAGAUGGACGCCGUGUCACCUCAUGCUUCAGUGGCACCCUUGGUUCACAAGCACUUUGAGAUUCAGGACAUGGCUGGUAACCCCAUCUUCCUGUCAGAAGCACAGCUCGUCAUUGCAGAUCCGUGUGCCGAAACUCAACAAUGGCAUAUUGAGUCUGCUACUGGCAAAGGACUCUCCAUUUUUAUUCCCUUGGGAAACGUUGCGCUGGACCGGGGGCUGCAAGAGCUGUUGCCUGGCACGCAUGUUCUUCAUGAUCCUCGCCAUGGACUCCGCGACCGGUGGCGGCGAUGUCUUCGAAGCCUUUGUGCGACGCAUGGUGGUGUCUUAGCGAUGACCGACAACGUUUGGUCUGCUGGAGAUGCCCUGGUGCUGGAUUCCGGUACCUUGCAUAGAGGCUUGGCCAACGACAGCUUGGGGGCUCCAGUCCCAGUUCUUGUUUUGCGCUAUGACCCGAAGGAUCGGCCGGCACCAGGCUGUCGACGGUCUUGGCUGCUUACAAUGACGCGGAUGGGCCAAUGUUUAUCCAAUGUGUUCCAUCUCUACUCGUGGAUGUGAAUGCAAAAUGUGCGUCACGACUGCUGCUGGGCGAAUUGGUGCAAAUCCAAAUCCAUAGAGAUGGGGCCCGCACUGUCACUGUUUCUGUUUUUAAAU
Messenger RNA from Durusdinium trenchii, 1529 nucleotides. Lineage: Eukaryota; Dinophyceae; Suessiales; Symbiodiniaceae. The record is from the annotation of a GenBank genome assembly.